ACUCCCACAAGUGCUGGCCACUUCUCUAACUUUCCGGGUUACUUAGUCUACCUCGGAGUAGACUUCUCUGCCGGGGUAAAGGCAUCAUAUCCGAAGAAGAGACUAUCUGUACGUCUCUGCGUUGAAAAGAUGGCGUCGCAAGUUGGGGCUCUCAUCUCGCGGCCCCUCCCUCUCUUCGCAGCUGCAACUAUACUCCGCGCUGCCAUGCUAUUAUACGGCCUAUGGCAAGACGCCAACUCGCCACUUAAGUACACAGAUAUCGACUACCUAGUGUUUACGGAUGCCGCACGUUUCACCUUUGCGUCUGCGUCCGCGUCGCCAUAUACUCGGGAGACCUACCGCUACACACCCCUUUUAGCUUGGCUCUUGUACCCAACUACAUGGCCUGGUACCUUCUGGUUCUCAUUUGGCAAGGUGCUAUUUGCCGCAGCUGAUAUCAUAGCUGGUUAUUUGAUUAUCUGCGUGCUGCGAGGACCGGCCGUGCGCAUGUCUGAAGAUCGUGCUUGUAGAUAUGCGAGCAUCUGGCUGUUAAACCCCAUGGUCGCUACUAUCAGCACAAGGGGUAGCUCUGAGGGACUUCUCGGAGUGUUAGUUAUGGCUCUGCUAUGGGCCGUGCUUGAGAAGAGAGUCACGCUUGCGGGCGUACUGCUGGGGCUAGGUGUCCAUUUCAAAAUCUAUCCCUUUAUUUAUGCGCCAGCCAUUGUAUGGUGGAUGGAUGCUCAGCAGAUGAGUGGGAGAACAGACGCUCAGAUUCAAGCAAAGAAGGAUGGCCAGAGUCCGACAAAGCCGACAGCAUUGCUAGGUAAAUUCAUAGCAUUUAUUACGCCCGAUCGUAUCUUGCUUGCAAUUGUUAGCUUGACCACGUUCUUAGGCUUGAACUUUGUCAUGUACGCACUUUACGGGAUGCCAUUCCUCACUCACACGUUUCUACAUCACGUUAGCCGGAUCGACCACCGUCACAACUUUAGUCCAUACAACAUCCUACUCUACCUUACUUCGGCGCAUCCAAGCACUGCCCUAAUCAAAGCCGAGUCGGUGGCAUUUUUACCGCAGCUGGUCUUAUCAACGGUUCUAAUUCCUAUAGUUGGAGCCAAGAAGGACCUACCAACCACUAUGUUGGCACAAACUUUCGCCUUUGUUACCUUCAACAAGGUCUGCACGAGCCAGUACUUUCUUUGGUAUAUGGUCUUCUUACCUUUAUACUUACCAAAGUCCUCGUUCUUCCGUAACCCGCGACUUGGCCUAUUAGCUCUCAGUCUCUGGGUCGCAACUCAGGGUCUGUGGUUGCAGCAAGCCUACAGCCUUGAGUUUCUUGGUAUGAGCACAUUUAUCCCUGGCCUCUGGACAUCAUCUCUGGCCUUCUUCUUGGUGAAUUGCUGGGUCUUGGGGAUCAUCAUUGGCGAUCUAGACUAUAGUCCCCAACAUGAGAAGAGUAGUUAAUGUUAAUAAUGGUAAGCGGCGAGGAAGUUGGUAAUACAUGUAUACCUAUUACUCUUUGUAUUGGUCUUGUCUAGUAAGUGGAAAUGGAGGUGCAUUCGGAACCGGU
This is a messenger RNA of Daldinia loculata, 1546 nucleotides long. RefSeq names its product glycosyltransferase family 50 protein. Gene Ontology annotation, biological process: GPI anchor biosynthetic process. Gene Ontology annotation, cellular component: membrane; glycosylphosphatidylinositol-mannosyltransferase I complex. The transcript is spliced from 2 exons. Gene Ontology annotation, molecular function: alpha-1,4-mannosyltransferase activity; GPI mannosyltransferase activity. The record is from RefSeq and is a predicted model, not a curated record. Bases 130 to 1440 code for a protein of 436 amino acids. Lineage: Eukaryota; Fungi; Ascomycota; Sordariomycetes; Xylariales; Hypoxylaceae.